AUGGACUACAAAUCAUCAGUUCAAAACAACGAAAAAAAAUUAUCUAUUAGUACACAUGAUAAUGAAAAUAAAGAAAAUAUAACACUUAUUUGGUUUGAUCCAAAUAUUGAAUCAUAUGAAGAGAUUGAAAAAAUUAAAAAUCAACUUCGUCUUAUUAAUGAUUAUGUUAUUGUUUGUACUGAUUUUGAACAAUGUAUUAGAUAUAUUGAAUCUAUUCAUAGAGAAAAAAUCUUUUUAAUUAUAUCAAAUUUAAUAACAUUAGAAAUUUUACCACAAAUUAAUUCUUUUAUUCAAAUUGAUUCAAUUUUUAUUUUUUCUAUUAAAAAAGAUCAAGAUAAAAAUUUAUUAAAUGAAUAUAGAAAAAUAAUUGGAAUUUAUAUUAAUUUUGAUGAUUUAGUUCAAUCAAUAAAAGAAGAAAUUGAUUUUAUUAAUAAUCAAAUAGAAACAUUUUGUAUAUUUGAUCAAUAUCAAAUUUUAACAAAAGAUUUAUCAAAAGAAUCAGCAAAAUUUUUUUUAUUUCAAUUAUUUAAUUAUGUUUUUCCUCAUCUUCCACAAAAUGAACAAACAAAACAACAUAUUAUUCAAUUAUGUAAAGAAUAUUAUCAUGGAAAUACAAAAGAAAUUAAAUUAAUUAAUGAAUUUGAAGAAAAUUAUCAAACACAAGAUGCUAUUCAUUGGUAUUUAAAACAAUCAUUUAUAUCUAAAUUAAUUAAUAAAGCAUUAAAAAUAGAAGAUAUUGAUUUUUUAUAUCAAUUUCGAUUUUUUAUUAAUGAUCUUUCUCAAAAUCUUCAUGAUCAACAUGAAAAAAUUUUAUUAUCAAAUGAAACAAUUUUAAAUGUUUAUCGAGGAAUGAAACUUAAUAAAGAAGAAUUUAAUAAAUUAAAAGAAAAUCAAGGAAAACUUAUUUCUAUAAAUGGAUAUUUAUUAACUAAUCAACAAAAAUCAAAAGCAUAUGAUUUUGUUAAUAAAUCAACUAAAAGACUUGAUAUUAUUUCUAUUAUUUUUCAUAUACAAUGUGAUAUAAAAAAUCUUAAUAAAAAUAUUAUUUUUGGUAAUAUUAAUCAAUCAAAUAAUUAUUUCAAUGAACAAGAUAUUUUAUUUGAUUUAAAUGCUUGUUUUCAAAUUGAAUCUAUUAAUGAAUAUCAAUCAAUACAAAUAAUUAAAAUGAAUCUUUCAAAUCAAGGACAAAUAAUUACAAAUAAUUAUAUUGAUUUAAAACAAAAAUAUAAAGAAGAAAGAAGUAUUUCAAUUGUUUUUGGUAGAUUAUUUUGUAAUUUAGGAGAAUAUGAUAAAUCCCAAAAAUUUUUUCAACAUUUAUUUCAUGAUUCAAAUGAUGAAGAUCGUGCAUGGAUUGAAUUUAAUAUUGGUCGUGUUCUUUCUUUUAAACGUGAAUGGAAUCAAGCUCGAAUAUAUUAUGAUCAUGCAUAUGAACGUAUGAUGAAACAUAAACCACCACGAAUAAAAGAUUCAGCACAUGUUCUUAAUAAUAUUGCUUGUAUACUUCCUAAUCAAGGAAAAUAUGAUGAAGCACUUGAUUAUCAUCAACGUGCAUUAGAAAUUCGUGAAAAAUUUUAUCCAUCUGAUCAUAUUGAUAUUGCUCAAAGUUUAUAUAAUAUUGGUCGUAUACUUGAUCAUCAAGAAAAAUAUGAUGAUGCUUUUGAAUAUUAUCAAGGUGCAUUAAAAAUUCAACAGAAAAUUUAUCCAUCGAAUCAUGUUAAUAUUGCUAGAAGUCUUAGUAAUAUUGGUAUUAUUCUUUAUCGACAAGGAAAAUGUGAUGAAGCUCUUGAUUAUCAUCAACGUGCAUUAAAAAUUCGAGAAAAAAUUUAUCCAUCUGAUCAUAUUGAUAUUGCUUAUAGUCUUAAUAAUAUUGGUAUUAUUCUACGUAAUCAAGGAAAAUAUAAUGAAGCUCUCGAUUGUUAUAAAAAAGCAUUAAAUAUUGAAGAAAAAUUUUAUCCAUCGGAUCAUGUUGAUAUUGCAAAAAGCCUUAGUAAUAUUGGUAAUAUUCUUUCUGAUCAAGAAAAAUAUCAAGAAGCUCUCGAUUAUUAUCAACGAGCAUUGAAAAUUGAAGAAAGAUUUUAUCCAUCUGGUCAUGUUGAUCUUGCACAUAGUUUGAAUAAUAUUGGUAUUUGUUAUGAAAAUCAAAAUCAACGAGAAAUGGCACUUAAUUAUUAUCAACAUGCAUUGAUUAUUUAUGAAAAAUAUCUUCCUAUUGAUCAUCCACGUCGACAAAAAACUGAACAUAAUAUUCGUCGACUUACUAAAAGAAACUCAUUCAGUAAAUGA
Rotaria sp. Silwood1 is the source of this 2283-nucleotide messenger RNA. Lineage: Eukaryota; Metazoa; Rotifera; Eurotatoria; Philodinida; Philodinidae. The record is from the annotation of a GenBank genome assembly.